Phytophthora sojae is the source of this 162-nucleotide messenger RNA. RefSeq lists its product as hypothetical. The transcript has a single exon. NCBI's taxonomy places the organism in Eukaryota, Oomycota, Peronosporomycetes, Peronosporales, Peronosporaceae. The annotation marks the transcript as partial. The record is from RefSeq and is a predicted model, not a curated record.
CUGUUGGGGCAGCGACUCGUGGUGGUGACUACCACGCGCUUCGAAUGGGACGAAGCAAAUGGUCGAAUCAAUAGCGUUUACAGCACAAACGACAUCGUCACACCGCUACUGAAGAUUUUGGGAAACUUAGAGGACGUAGCGCGCGUGAUGAAGAAACCUCUC